Brassica rapa (field mustard) is the source of this 4185-nucleotide messenger RNA. RefSeq names its product glutamate receptor 2.8. Gene Ontology annotation, molecular function: ligand-gated monoatomic ion channel activity. Gene Ontology annotation, cellular component: membrane. The record is from RefSeq and is a predicted model, not a curated record. NCBI's taxonomy places the organism in Eukaryota, Viridiplantae, Streptophyta, Magnoliopsida, Brassicales, Brassicaceae.
AACCAAAUUGGGAGAUGUCGAUCCAUGUGAACGACGAAAGACGGCUGCUUCCUGACACUGCGUGCUAGACUAUCCGUCUUUGUAUUUUGCGUUCUUGGCACAUGGAUAAUCUCUGAUCGGGAAAAACUUUCUUUUAAGACUUUAACAUCAUCUAAAUAACUUGUAAAAGCUGGCCAUUCUUUUGGUUCCGAAACCAUCUUCACCAAUUGUGAAUAAUCCGUCGCAAAUGUAACCUGAAAUUAUCGUAAGUUCCUCAUACACUCCAUUGCCCAAAGUAAUCCAUUUCCGCAUGUAGAGGAGAUAGACUAGCCCGAACAUUUCUUGCCCCCAUCAAUCCCUCAAAACUUUAAAUAUAAUAUUGUUUUUAAUGUAAAAUUUUGUAUUGUGGUUAGAGAUGAAAAUUAAAAUAGACACUAAAACACCAUAUUUGGAUGAAUAUUUUGAAACAUAAAUAAACCUUUUUUUUUGAAAGCCCACACAAUAAGCAAUUGAGUUAUGGUUACAUAAAAACCAAUGAAACAUGUAGCGAGAAAAUAGAUCAAUUUUAAUAUUUGAUUUAAUCUAAUAAUUAAAAUUAAAUUACAAAACUAGUAUUAAAAUCAAAAUUUGUUGAUAUAUAUUUAUAUUAGUUGGCAUAAGGUGCUGACUGUCACCUGAUAAAACUAAUUAUAACCUGAUGAAGACAUAAAUACCCAAAAACUCGAAUUUUGAAACUAAAAUAAAAAUCACAAGAUAGUGUUUUAUAUACUAUGUAUAGUUUAUAUUAGUGGUGGAGGCAGUCAUGUUUUUAUUAGGGUCGAUUUAAUUCCAUCUAUAUAUUACAUAGGUCAACAGAUUAAUUUUCUACAUACAAAACUAUGCCACUGGAAAUUUCAAAAGAAAAAACUAUGCCACUGGAAUUACUACAUACAAAAAUAUGAUUUAUGUAAUCAUAGACUUGGAAAUUUUGUAGCUUUGCUUUGCAAAGAAAUUCUGCCUGCCUAAAUUUCAACUGACUUUUUCCAACCCAUUUUUAUUUGUCCUUUAGUUAACACUAAUGUUUUUAAUAAUAAUUUUUUAAGACUUCUUUUUUUAGAACCAAUUUUGGGUUCAAGACUCUUUCAGACCAGUUCAUUCCUCUAUAUAUAUAACAGAAAAGGAAAGUUAAAGAAUCACAUAAGUAUCCAUGUCCUCAAAUCUUGUGAUCAUGACAAACAAUACUACAAAAACUCGCAACACCUUUCUUAGUUACUUUUUCCCGUUCCUUUGGGGAUUUGUGGUGAUGGAUGCUGGUUUAGGACAAAACACAACAAGUGAUGAAAUAAAAGUAGGCGUAGUUAUUGAUCUCAAAACAAACUUUUCCAAGAUCUGCCUCACAUCAAUUAACAUGUCGUUGUCUGAUUUCUACCAAACUCAUCCUCAUUACCGCACAAGACUUGCUCUUCACAUCAGGGAUUCCAUGGAAGAUAUUGUUGAGGCAUCAGUUGCAGCCUAUGACCUAAUCAAUAACGAGCAAGUGAGGGCCAUCAUCGGACCAAGAAGCUCUAUGCAAGCCGAGUUUAUGAUUAAACUGGCCACCAAAUCUCAAGUACCAACCAUCACUUUCUCAGCAACGAGCCCUCUACUUAGAACUAUCAACAACCCUUACUUCGUCCGAGCCACUAUCGACGACUCAUUCCAGGCUGAAGCCAUUGCGUCCAUUGUCAAAUCAUUUGGGUGGAGAAGCGUCGUCGCCAUUUAUGUGGACAACGAGUUAGGUCAAGGAAUCAUGCGCUCCUUGUCAGAGGCUUUAGAAGACGUGGAAGUCCAUAGAAGUGUGAUCUCUCCAGAGGCUAGAGAUGAUCAGAUUCUAAAGGAACUUUAUAAACUCAAGACAGAGCAGACAAGGGUAUUCGUUAUCAACAUGGACUCAAGUCUCGGAUUCCGGUUUUUGAAGAAAGCUAGAGAAAUAGGGAUGAUGGAGGAAGGGUAUGUCUGGUUACUAUCAAAUGGAAUGACCCAUAUGAUGAGAGACAACGGUCGUAGCUUAGAGACUAUGGAGGGCUUGCUAGGUGUGAGGAGCCAUGUCCCUCAAUCUAAAGAGCUUCAAGAUUUCAGUUUGAGAUGGAAAAGAAAACUAGAGAAGGAGAACCAGGCGAGGGAUAGUACAGAGCCUAAUGUUUUCGCAUUAUGGGCGUAUGAUUCGGUCACUGCAUUGGCCAUGGCGGUGGAGAAAACAAACACAAAGACAUAUAGGAGGACCUACGGUCCACAUCUUCUAGAGGCUCUCUCGGAUGUAGAAUUCAAGGGGUUAGCAGGAGAUUUCAAACUCAUUAACCGGCAGCUCGAGUCAUCAACUUUUGAGAUAAUCAAUGUUAUUGGAGAUGAAGAGAGGAUUAUCGGAUUCUGGACACCAAGCAGUGGACUGGUGAAUGCAAAAUCAAACAAAACGACAUCAUUUUUAGGCAAGAGGUUUGGGCCAGUAAUAUGGCCGGGGAACUCGAACGUUGUUCCAAAAGGUUGGGAGAUUCCAACAAGCGGGAAGAAGAUUAAAGUGGGCGUUCCAGUAAACAAAGGAUUCCUCAAUUUUGUGGAGAUAAAGACGGAUCCAAUCAGUAAUGUAACCACUGCAACGGGUUAUGCCAUAGACAUCUUUGAAGCUGCUCUUAAAGAGUUGCCAUAUUCAGUCAUUCCUCAAUACGGUUUCGAGGCUCCAGGUGAUAACUACAAUAAUUUGGUCUAUCAAGUCUAUGAGGGGAAGUGGGAUGCAGUUGUUGGAGAUAUAACAAUCACAUCGAACAGGUCACGGUAUGUUGAUUUCACGUUACCGUACACAGAGUCUGGGGUGUCUAUGAUUGUGCCGGUGAGGGACAACAAGAACAAAAACGCAUGGGUGUUCCUAAAACCUUGGAGCUUAGACCUAUGGAUCACCACCGGUUGCUUCUUCGUGCUCAUUGGAUUUGUUGUGUGGUUGUUCGAACACAGAGUCAACACAGACUUCCGUGGACCUCCUCACCACCAGAUCGGCACUAGUGUCUGCUUCUCCUUCUCCACCAUGGUUUUUGCCCACCGUGAGAAGGUCGUAAGCAAUUUAGCAAGGUUUGUGGUGGUGGUCUGGUGCUUUGUGGUGCUUGUGCUCACUCAGAGUUACACAGCGAAUCUCACCUCUUUUCUGACUGUACAAAGUUUACAACCAACAGUCACAAAUGUGAAAGAUCUCAUCAGUAAAGGGGAGUCUGUAGGGUACCAAGAAGGCACAUUCGUCUACGAUCUUUUAAGAGAUCUGAACUUCCCUGAAUCACAGCUCAAGCCUUUUGGUUCUGCCGAAGAAUGCGACGACCUUCUGUCCAAAGGGACAUCAAAAGGUGGUAUUGCAGCAGCUUUUGACGAAGUGCCCUACCUUAAGGAUAUCGUUUCUGAAUACUGCUCCAAAUAUGCAAUGGUUGAACCUUCUUUCAAGACUGCUGGUUUUAAACCUUCCUUUAAGACUGCUGGUUUUGGCUUUGCAUUCCCCAAGAACUCGCCUAUGACAGGAGAUAUCUCAAGGGCUAUCUUGAAAGUGACUCAAAGCAAAGAAAUGUCACUCAUAGAGAACAAGUGGUUCAACCGUCUUAACCUCGCUAGUGAUUGUCCUGAUCAAGAUACCGCUGAUCUUUCAUCUAACCGCCUCAGUGUCAGUAGCUUCUGGGGACUGUUUCUGAUAGCAGGCGUUGCUUCCUUUUUGGCACUUUUCGUCUUUGUAGCCCUCUUCUUGUACGAACAUAGGCACACACUAUGUAGUAACUCCGAAGGUUCCAUAUGGAGAAAGCUAAAGUCUUUGUUCAGAAUCUUUGACGAGAAAGACAUAAGGUCGCACACUUUCAAGAGCAAUGCGGUUCAUAAUGUGAGUUCACCUAUUACGCCGUGCACUCCGAGCCCUUCGAAUGUGCAGAUCAGACCAUUGCCACGAAGCAUGUCAUUAAACAGGGAGUUUGAGCUAAGAAGAGAGCAUGUUUAUCCAUGAGUGAAGAAUGUUUCAGAGCGCACCCAAAACAUGAUAAACAGGGAGAAUCUGAUAUUGAGUUUGGAGCUGGAAGACAGAGAGAAGUUAAACAAACUCCCUAGCAAGUUACACUGUAAAGUAUCAACUUAAGUUGUUAAUAACUUAACGUAUGUAAGCUGUAUUCAUUGUACUUGAGUUGAUAUUAAUAUAACUCAGUGGUGUACACUUGAUGCAUUCAGUAGCAA